AUGCUGUUUUUCUGCCCUCCUGCCCAUGUAACAUGGUUUGGUUCAAUUUUGGGUUAUAUUCCUGCAGUUAAUGGGUUUGGUUCUUUUACUGAUCAGUGGAAAAUGAUGCUCAAUAUUUCAAAGUCAACUGAUAAAAAAGAAUUAAAGCUGACGAGUCUUCUGUGCUGGCAUAUAUGGAAGUCCCGUAACAAUGUUGUGCUCAAUUCUUCACGCCUUGAUCCUAGUGAUACUAUCAGAAAAGCUCAGAAUGCUCUUGAUGAACUGCUCAAUCUAGCUAUUCCACAACGGCAUUCUGAGAAUCGUCCUGGUAGACAGGUCAAUGUUGAUGCGUCUUUUGAUGGAGAAUCCUUUUAUGCUAUGUAUGGAGUGACUGUGAGGAAUGCAGAUGGCAUGUUGAUUGAUGGUUGUGUUGCAAAGUAUAUCAAUCAUUCUCCCCUUGCAGCUAAGGCUUAUGCUCUUAGAGCAGCAUGUCUUUUUAUUACUAAUAGAGGUUUUUCUCCAGUCUCUGUUGAAACUGAUUCUCAGCAACUGGUUCUGUUACUCUCUUCUCAAGCUUCAAUUUGGCCUUGGGAUGUUAAGCCUUUCAUUCAUGACAUUAAGAGUUUCUUGUCAAUCUAUCCUUCCAGUGUAAUUAGAUAUAUUCCUAGAGCAGCAAACAAAUGUGCUGACUGGGUUGCCAAAAAUGCUAGAAUGGGAGAUUUUACAAGAUUGGUUUUCAGCUUUUUCAUGAAUAAAAGUUGUCCAUUACUGCAUCAAUCCGAGACAGUAAUCCUCUUUUCCAACAAUGAUUCCAAAAAUGCUGAACAUAGUUUGGUGAGGGGUGGAAGAUUAUGUGAUGACCCACUAAACAUGGUUUCCAACAGCUUCUCGGAUGGUACAAAUGGAACUACUGCUGAAGUCUGGGUUCUUUUCAGGUUAAACUCUGGGAGCUCACCAUAG
This is a messenger RNA of Hevea brasiliensis (rubber tree), 939 nucleotides long. RefSeq lists its product as uncharacterized. The record is from RefSeq and is a predicted model, not a curated record. Bases 1 to 939 code for a protein of 312 amino acids. Lineage: Eukaryota; Viridiplantae; Streptophyta; Magnoliopsida; Malpighiales; Euphorbiaceae. Gene Ontology annotation, molecular function: nucleic acid binding; RNA-DNA hybrid ribonuclease activity. The transcript has 3 exons.